AUGCCAUUAAUAACGUUCACUGGAUACCCAUGUUCAGGUAAAACAACCUGGGCUAAGAAAUUAAUAUCUGCAUUAGAAGAAAGGAUUGAAAAAGCCAAAGAAACAAACGCCCCAGGUCAUAAUUAUAAUAUAGUUUAUCAUACUGAUGAUAAUCUUGGAAUCGCCAGAGAAAGAUAUAGAGAAUCCUUAACGGAAAAAUUAGAUAGAGGAAGUCAAAUAUCAGCUGUCAGAAGAGAUUUGAGUAGAACAACAUUUGUCAUUUUGGAUUCUUUAAGUUAUAUUAAAGGAUUUAGAUAUCAAUUAUUCUGUGAAGCUAAAGGUGUGUUAACCCCCCAUUGUGUAUUUCAUAUCCUUAAUUCUAAGGAAGAACUGAACAAAUGGAACGAAACAGCAGAAAAUCAAUGGCCCGAAGGUCUCAUUGAUCAAUUAUGUAUGAGAUAUGAAGAACCUGUGGAUACUAAUAGAUGGGAUUCUCCAUUAUUUACAAUCGCUUCAUCCGAUGAAAAUGAAAAAUUACCAGUAGAUGAAAUAUGGGAUGCCUUGGUAUUGAAAAGGCCACCUCCACCAAAUGCUGCCACUUUACAAAAACCAACUUCGGGUAACAAUUUCUUACAAGAAUUAGAAAGACAAACUCAAGAUGUUAUCUCCAAAGUUUUACAACAUCAACAAUUGAAUGGGAUUGGUAGAGUUGUUAUUGAUAAUCCUCAAGGAAUUUACAUUGAUUUACCACCAAACCCUGUAAGUAUCUCCCAACUCCAAAGAAUCAGAAGAACUUAUAUCGGAUUAAAUAGAAUGAGAAGUGUUCAAACUGAUAGAAUAAUUACCUUGUUUUCAGAUUAUUUGAAUAGAAAUUUGAAUAGUGAUGAUUGA
This is a messenger RNA of Yamadazyma jaroonii, 870 nucleotides long. NCBI's taxonomy places the organism in Eukaryota, Fungi, Ascomycota, Pichiomycetes, Serinales, Debaryomycetaceae. The record is from the annotation of a GenBank genome assembly.